UUAGUUUGCCUUUAUUCGACCCGACGAAGAAGAGGCCUCACAUGUAGACCAUCUGCCCCAUGGUGUGAUCUGCUCUUGCAACAUUAAACUUGUAUUUAAACCGAUAGUAUCAAUUAGUUAUUGAGCUUUAGGUGUCGACACACACAGGGAAAACCAUGACAUCCAGUUGUCGACGGCCUGAACACACAGCUCCUCCUGAUGUGUUUUACAACGAAGAGGAGGCAAAGAAGUAUUCUCAGAACUCUCGAAUGAUAGAGAUCCAAACCCAGAUGUCGGAGAGAGCUGUGGAACUUUUAAACCUGCCGGAGGGACAGCCGUGCUUCCUGCUGGAUGUGGGGUGUGGCUCUGGUCUCAGUGGAGACUUCCUCUCAGAGGAGGGACACUACUGGGUGGGAGUUGACAUCAGCACUGCGAUGUUGGACGUUGCACUGGACAGGGAGGUAGAAGGAGACCUUUUACUGGGGGACAUGGGUCAGGGGAUGCCCUUUCGUCCUGGCACAUUUGAUGGUUGCAUCAGUAUUUCUGCCCUGCAGUGGCUCUGUAACGCUGACAAGAAGACACACAGUCCUCCAAAGAGACUCUUUACCUUUUUUAGUACUCUCUACUCGUCUCUGUCCAGAGGAGCCCGUGCUGUUUUUCAGCUUUAUCCAGAGAACUCAGAGCAGCUUGAGCUGAUCACGUCGCAGGCCAUGAGGGCAGGUUUCACAGGCGGCAUGGUGGUCGACUAUCCCAACAGCAGCAAGGCGAAAAAGUUCUUCUUGUGCCUUUUUGCUGGAAUAACAGGAGUUCUUCCCAAAGGUUUGGGAUCAGAAACAUCGGAUAGAAAUGUUUCAAACCAGGUUCAAUUUUCAGGACAAAGAUGUAGGUACAAAAACAUGAAGGGUAAAUCCUUGAAGAAGGGCCGAGACUGGAUCUUCGAAAAGAAGGAGAGGAGAAGAAGACAGGGGCGGGAGGUUCGAGCCGACACUAAAUACACUGGACGUCAGAGAAGACCUAAUUUCUAGCUCUGACUCAUGCAGCUGGGCCUUCAUUAGGUCUCAUCUGUGCCACCCUGCACGCUGCCACCUCUGGAGACACUGCGUGUGCGGACUCAACUCUUUAAUUCAAGUGGACCGGAGAGAGUGAACCACUGUUAAGGUUCAUCAUUUUUAGAUUUUUUUAAAACUGUCUCUUACAUACAGUGAGACAGACAAAGACUGCACUCUGUGAUCACAAUGGAUGGAAACACAUGCAUGUACUGGCCACUAAUGACAGAACACCACUGUCAUAGAAUCAAAACGGAUUUCAUAGAUUAUGAAAUGUCAUUCUCACCUCUGAUCAGCUGCUUGUUGGUUUAUCUGUAAUAUUUUCUCAAUAAAAAUCAAACCCAAAAUGUUUUAUUUCUUGAUAACCAAAGACAAAUUGGCAGCUCAUCAAGUUAAUACAGAUUAAGGGGAGACAUCGUAUGUAGAAAUUAGAAAUUAAAUAAAUAAACAGUUCUAUGUUAAAUCACAUUGAGGGUGGGAAGUCCAGGAGUGGACUGUUGACUCGGCAUCUGAUGACUUCCUGUGGGUGGCCUUCACCCCCCCCCCCCCCUUUGUCAUUACUUUGUGUCAUGUGAUGCAUUUUUAUUUUUUUGUGAACAUGAGAAAUAAGCAUUUUGUUCAUAAUAAACUAUUAAUAAAGCUGA
Messenger RNA from Solea solea (common sole), 1669 nucleotides. RefSeq names its product BUD23 rRNA methyltransferase and ribosome maturation factor (gene bud23). Lineage: Eukaryota; Metazoa; Chordata; Actinopteri; Pleuronectiformes; Soleidae. Gene Ontology annotation, biological process: rRNA (guanine-N7)-methylation. Gene Ontology annotation, cellular component: nucleolus. The record is from RefSeq and is a predicted model, not a curated record. Bases 156 to 1004 code for a protein of 282 amino acids. The transcript has 12 exons. Gene Ontology annotation, molecular function: rRNA (guanine) methyltransferase activity.